AUGGAAGUAGAAUCUGGAGAGCCAACAGCUGCAGCUGCAGCUGCUGCGCCGUCUACCUCCACCGCCGCAGCAACUCUCCCUCCCGACACCACCAGCACCAGCAGCAGCAGCAGCAGCAGCAGUACCAGCAGCAGCAGCAGCAGCAGCAGCAAGGUACCUGACAAGCGGUUCGAAGUGAAGAAGUGGAGUGCUGUGGCUCUAUGGUCGUGGGAUAUUGUCGUUGAUAACUGCGCAAUCUGCCGAAAUCACAUCAUGGACCUCUGCAUCGAAUGCCAGGCUAAUCAAGGCAGUGCAACGUCUGCAGACUGCACGGUUGCCUGGGGCGUUUGCAAGCAUGCUUUUCACUUUCACUGCAUCUCGCGUUGGCUGAAGACGCGGCAGGGGGUGGGGGGUGGAACGGGAGAGCUGAUCGCCGUGGGCCCUAGGAGUCUUUAA
This is a messenger RNA of Eimeria acervulina, 435 nucleotides long. RefSeq names its product Ring box protein, related. The transcript is spliced from 4 exons. Gene Ontology annotation, molecular function: cullin family protein binding; zinc ion binding; ubiquitin protein ligase activity. The record is from RefSeq and is a predicted model, not a curated record. Gene Ontology annotation, biological process: protein ubiquitination; ubiquitin-dependent protein catabolic process. The coding region runs from base 1 to 435 and encodes 144 amino acids. Gene Ontology annotation, cellular component: cullin-RING ubiquitin ligase complex; nucleus. NCBI's taxonomy places the organism in Eukaryota, Apicomplexa, Conoidasida, Eucoccidiorida, Eimeriidae.